This is a messenger RNA of Labeo rohita (rohu), 2790 nucleotides long. It is a transcript of the gene arsk, whose product is annotated as arylsulfatase family, member K. The coding region runs from base 271 to 1848 and encodes 525 amino acids. The record is from RefSeq and is a predicted model, not a curated record. NCBI's taxonomy places the organism in Eukaryota, Metazoa, Chordata, Actinopteri, Cypriniformes, Cyprinidae. The transcript has 8 exons.
GAUUGUUUACGGAAAAAGGAAGCGAUGAAACGAUUUUUUCAGUCAAACGUGCACAUUACUGAUAAAUAACUAACCUAAACCGACAUAAUACGGCCUUCUAAUGUGUAAAAUGAACGUGUCAGCUGAUAGUGCGAUUUCAUUGCAUAUGCAGCCCGGACAUAUCGCUGUUUAAGGAGAGACGAAGUUUGCACGACUUUUUGUUAAACCAUUCAUCUUUAUCGUCUUUAAACGUCGUUUUUAACGCUGUGCUCACGUCUAAAUGUAAAAACAAUGCUGAUGUUUCGCGCAUUAGCGGUGUUGAUGCUUCAAAUGAACGCGCGGUGCAUGUAUCUGAACUGGACAUCACAUGACAGACCAAACAUAGUCAUGAUCAUGUCUGAUGCCUUCGAUGGCAGGUUAACUUUUUCUCCAGGCAAUGAAGUCGUACAGCUUCCUUACAUCAAUUAUAUGAGGGAAACGGGUGCUGCUUUUCUCAACUCGUACACUAAUUCACCCAUCUGCUGUCCUUCUAGAGCAGCUAUGUGGAGUGGGCAGUUUGUUCAUUUGACUCAAGCCUGGAACAACUAUAAAUGUCUUGAUCCCAAUGCCACCACAUGGAUGGACCGCUUAGGAAAGAGUGGGUACCACACUCACAGCAUGGGGAAACUAGACUACACAUCAGGACAUCACUCUGUCAGUAAUCGUGUGGAGGCGUGGACCAGAGAUGUUCCGUUCCUGCUGAGACAAGAGGGCCGUCCGGUCACAGAUCUGGUGGGUGAUACAUCCACAAAGAGGGUAAUGAUUAAAGACUGGAACAUCACUGAUGCUGCGGUCCAGUGGAUCCGACACACUGCUGCGUCUCUCGCCCAGCCAUUUGGACUAUACGUUGGGCUGAAUCUCCCCCACCCAUACCGCACAGACUCCCUGGGACCCACAGCCGGGGGUUCCACCUUCCGCACCUCCCCAUAUUGGCUAAACAAGGUUUCUUACGAUCAAGUGUCUGUUCCGAAGUGGUUACGGGUUGAAGACAUGCACCCUGUGGAUUACUACUCCACCUUCACCAAAAAUUGCAGUGACCACUUCACAGAAGAAGAGAUCAGAAAUAUACGAGCCUUUUACUAUGCCAUGUGUGCUGAAACAGACAGCAUGUUGGGUGAGGUGAUAGCUGCUCUCAGAGAGACUGGCUUACUGAACAGAACAGUCAUACUGUUCACAUCGGAUCAUGGGGAUCUGGCCAUGGAGCACAGGCAGUUCUAUAAGAUGUCCAUGUUCGAGGGCAGCUCUCAUGUCCCUCUGCUUAUAAUGGGCCCAGGAGUGAAGCCUGGCUUUGAAAUUAGUUUGCCUGUAUCUCUAGUGGACAUUUAUCCCACUGUGCUUGAUCUUGCUGGUGUUCCACAGCCAGGGGGUCUCAGUGGUCACUCACUGAUCCCUCUUCUUUCUGGGGUCAGCGUUCAGUCAGUAGAGCCUCAUCCCGGCUGGGUGCUCAGUGAAUAUCAUGGUUGCAAUGCGAACGCCUCCACAUAUAUGCUGAGGAUUGGCGAGUGGAAGUACAUCACGUAUGCAGAUGGAUUGACCGUUCCCUCACAACUCUUCAACUUGUCCAAAGAUGAAUCAGAAUUGAGAAAUGUUGCAUCACAUUUCCCACAUGUAUGCCAGGACUUGGACAAGAUGUUACGCACAAUUGUGGACUACCCCAGCAUCUCCCAAGCUGUUCACCACUACAAUAAGCAACAGUUUCUGGAAUGGAAGCAAAGCCUAGGGGACAGUUACUCUCAGGUCAUAGCUAACCUCAGAUGGCAUAUUGACUGGCAGAAGGAUGCCAAGUCCUAUGAGAGAGAUAUUGAAGAGUGGCUGUCAGGGUCGGAUUAAUAAUCUGAUAUACACUACCAGUUUUAAGAUUUUUAAUGUUUUUAAUGAAGUCUCUUCUUCUCACCAAGACUGCAUUUAUUUAAUUCAAAGUACAGCAAAAACAGUCAAAUAUUUUUCUGUUUUCUAUUCCUGCGUUCUAUUUGAAUAAAUUUAAAAUGUAAUUUAUUCCUGUAAUCAAACCUACAUUUCCAGUAUCAUUACUCUAGUCUUCAGUGUCACAUGAUCCUUCAGAAAUUAUUCUAAUAUGCUGGUUUUCUGUUCAAUUUUUUUUUUUUAUUAUAAUUAUCAAUAUUUAAAACAGGUUAGAAUUUUGAUUAGGAUUCUUUGGUGAAUAGAAAGAUCCAAAGAUCAGAAUUUAUCUAAAAUAAAAAGCUUUUGUAACAUUAUACACUAUACCAUUCAAAAGCUUGAGGUUAGUAUAAUUUAUUUAUUUAUUUUUUUUUUGGAAAUAAAUUGUAGAAAUUAAUACUUUUUAUUUAGCAAGGAUGCUAUAAACUGAUCAAAAGUGAUGAUAAAGACAUUUACAAUUUCUAUUUCAGGUAAAUGCUGUUCUUCUGAACUUUCUAUUAAUCAAAGAAAUCUAAAAAAUAUAUACUCAGCUGUUUUCAACAUAAUAAUAAUAUUAAAUGUUUUUGAGCAGCAAAUCAGAAUAUUAGAAUGAUUUCUGAAGGAUCGUGUGACUGGAGUAAUGAUGCUACAAAUUCAGCUUUGAAACCACAUGAAUAAAUGACAUUUUAAAAUAUAUUUAAAUAGAAAACUGUUAUUUUAAAUAGUAAAAAUAUUUAAAAAUAUUACUGUUUUUGCUGUGCUUUGGAUCAAAUAAAUGCAGGCUUGGUGUUUAAAACCAACCAAUCUUACUGUUUAAAAACUUGUCUGAUAGUGUGUAACCGUCAGUGGUCAGCACAAACAAGACUAUUCUUGUUCACAAAAAAAAAAAAACAA